Molecule: messenger RNA, 1206 nt
Organism: Hypomesus transpacificus
Lineage: Eukaryota; Metazoa; Chordata; Actinopteri; Osmeriformes; Osmeridae
Product: green-sensitive opsin-2-like
Exons: 5
Coding region: 91-1131 (346 amino acids)
Biological process (GO): G protein-coupled receptor signaling pathway; visual perception; phototransduction
Cellular component (GO): membrane; photoreceptor outer segment
Molecular function (GO): G protein-coupled receptor activity
Source: RefSeq, a predicted model, not a curated record
AUGACCAAGACAACACUUACUGUGGAGUUGAUUAACACCAUUGUCCUUAGACAGCAAGUUCCCUGUCAGAGCAGACCUUAGUGACUGAAGAUGAACGGCACGGAGGGCAACAAUUUCUACAUCCCCAUGUCCAACCGGACUGGGCUUGUCAGGAAUCCUUUUGAGUACACACAGUAUUACUUGGCAGACCCAUGGCAAUUCAAAUUGCUUGCCGUCUACAUGUUUUUCUUGAUCUGUUUUGGCUUUCCUAUCAACGGUCUGACACUGCUGGUUACAGCUCAGCACAAGAAGCUCCGGCAACCUCUCAACUUCAUCCUGGUCAACUUGGCUGUGGCUGGAAUGAUCAUGGUCCUCUUUGGGUUCACCAUCACCAUCACAUCUGCUGUUAAUGGUUACUUUAUCGCUGGGCCACUGGGCUGUGCCAUUGAGGGCUUCAUGGCUACCCUUGGAGGUGAAGUUGCCUUGUGGUCAUUGGUAGUCCUGGCCAUUGAGAGAUACAUUGUGGUUUGCAAACCCAUGGGGAGCUUCAAGUUUGGAUCCACUCAUGCAGGAGCAGGAGUUGCGUUCACCUGGGUCAUGGCAAUGGCCUGUGCUGCUCCCCCACUUGUUGGCUGGUCAAGGUACAUUCCUGAGGGGCUGCAGUGUUCCUGUGGCCCUGAUUAUUACACGUUGGCCCCAGGUUUCAACAAUGAAUCCUACGUCUUGUACAUGUUCAGCUGCCACUUCAUUAUUCCUGUUAUCGUCAUUUUCUUCACUUAUGGAAACCUUGUGUGCACAGUCAAGGCGGCUGCAGCUUCACAGCAGGACUCAGCCUCCACCCAGAAAGCUGAGAGGGAAGUGACACGUAUGUGCAUCUUGAUGGUGGUGGGCUUUCUUGUGGCUUGGACCCCCUAUGCCAGUGUUGCUGCUUAUAUCUUCUUCAACAAGGGAGUUGCCUUCACUGCCCAGUCCAUGGCAAUCCCUGCCUUCUUUUCCAAAAGCUCAGCCUUGUUCAAUCCUAUUAUCUAUGUGCUGCUGAACAAACAGUUCCGUAACUGUAUGCUGACAACUGUGGGCAUGGGCGGUAUGACUGAUGACGAAACAUCAGUGUCACAGAGUAAAACAGAAGUGUCUUCUGUGGCACCGGCCUAAAGAUGUCCCACCUCAACAAGCAAGACAACAUGCAAUUCAUCACCUUGAUUUCCAGUCUGAUCUGAAUAUGAUCUU